Messenger RNA from Arabidopsis arenosa, 486 nucleotides. The record is from the annotation of a GenBank genome assembly. NCBI's taxonomy places the organism in Eukaryota, Viridiplantae, Streptophyta, Magnoliopsida, Brassicales, Brassicaceae.
AUGAUUAUUGUUUCGAUUUGGUUUAUCUAGGUCAAUCUGUCAUCUACCAACCCAAGCUCCAAGUCAAGUGUUUACUACAGCAAAAUGAGUCUACACGUCCUAGUCCCAGGAGACUUCGAGACAGAGACUGUUUUCUUGCAAAGCAAGCGUCAGGAGCCUCGUGAAGUUACGACUUGGACAGCAGUUAUAUCAAACAAUAACGACAAUCUUAAGCGGACAGGGGAUUUUCUUGUCAGACACGGUAUUACCUACGGUUACGUUAUAGCCGAUAUAAUCUUCCAAUGGAAGAGUGGGAUCUUCUCGUUCAGAAAGUUUGGUUUGCGCGUAAGAUGUCCGGUUUUGCUCAUAUUGGACGAUUUAAGCUCCGCAAGCAGAGCAGUGUUCCCUUGUUCUCAACACUUCCAUCUUUAAUUCUUAUGUCUAAGAAUUUUGAACUCUUGAUUCAUACAAAACAUAUAUACGGAAUAAUAUACAUAUAACCUUUAU